Kwoniella mangroviensis CBS 8507 is the source of this 1263-nucleotide messenger RNA. RefSeq lists its product as uncharacterized. The coding region runs from base 1 to 1263 and encodes 420 amino acids. Gene Ontology annotation, molecular function: nucleotide binding. The record is from RefSeq and is a predicted model, not a curated record. Lineage: Eukaryota; Fungi; Basidiomycota; Tremellomycetes; Tremellales; Cryptococcaceae. The transcript has 10 exons.
AUGUCCGCUCUAGGGCGAUCUCCUGCGAAGAUGCGGCUGUCUACAGCGAUCAAUGGACCAGGAUAUGACGACGAGAUUCCCAAGGCUCGUGUACAACCGGAAGCAGGACCCGAUGUCAAAGUGCUUGUGAUAGGUGCCGGUAACAUCAAUUUCGGAUCUGACGAGGGGCCCUGGAAUCACUCGCAAAGAGUCGAGCAAAAGCUCGGCAACCGAUUGAAAAUCGUUGGUCUUGUGGAUCCGGCCACUGCAAGAGCUCAGGCAGUUUUGGACGCGAAGAGACUUACGUUCGCUUCGCCUGCAUAUGCCGAUACUCCGAUAUAUCAUAGUGUACAGGAAGCCAUAUCCAGAUUAUCCGCUAGUCCUCCCGAUUUGGUCUUACUGGGUUCGCCUCCAGCCUUUAGGGGCACGACAGACCCAUCAAAGGGAUUCAAUACAGAGAUUCAGUUGGCGGAAGGUUUUCCGAAAGCUGCGUUAUUCGUUGAAAAGCCAGUCAGCACGGGCAGCGUUGAAGAAGCAUCCAAAGUAGCCCAGUACUUGGAGGGCAAGCCCAAUUUGGUCAGUGUGGGCUACAUGUUGAGAUACUCUGCUGCGGUGCAGAAGAUGAAGCAGAUUCUGAAGCAGAAUAAGCUGGCGGUGAUGAUGACAUCUGCUCGAUAUGUCAUGGCGUACGAACAUAGUGUAAAAGUGGCUUGGUGGACCAAAUCUGUUGAUUGUGGACCAAUUGUAGAACAAGCUACUCAUUUCUGCGACCUUUCGCGGUAUUUCGCUGGGGAGGUAGACUUGAGUACAGUCAUGGCUCACAGUGUCGAAUGGUAUGAAAAGCCUGGACAGCUCACAAAGAUACCCUUCGACGAAAACAACCUUGUUCCUGAGGAUGAUCGAAUUCCAAGAUUCACCAGUGCUACCUGGAAAUACAAGUCAGGUGCUAUAGGUCAUUUGGAGCAUGGCGUUGCUUUGCAAGGAACAGAGUUUUCUACCGAGAUAACGGUCUUCGCGGAUGGGUACCAGCUGAAACUGAUCGAUCCUUACAAUCGACCUACUCUAUAUGUACGCAGACCAGGAAGUGAUGUUGAAGAAGUUCACCAUUUCAACGAUGAUGAUCCUUUCCUUUCCGAAAUGUCGACCUUCAUCGAUACAGCUGCCAAAGGUACCUCGGAUAUCCCGGUACUCAGUUCAUUCGCCGAUGCUGUUCGGACGUACGAGCUCACUUGGGCUAUACGAUGGGCAAGUGAGAAGACCAGGACUCCUAAAAAGAUGUUGUAG